Protobothrops mucrosquamatus (brown spotted pit viper) is the source of this 3471-nucleotide messenger RNA. Its product is annotated as probable cation-transporting ATPase 13A5. The record is from RefSeq and is a predicted model, not a curated record. Gene Ontology annotation, biological process: polyamine transmembrane transport; intracellular calcium ion homeostasis. Gene Ontology annotation, cellular component: late endosome membrane. Lineage: Eukaryota; Metazoa; Chordata; Lepidosauria; Squamata; Viperidae. Gene Ontology annotation, molecular function: ATP hydrolysis activity; polyamine transmembrane transporter activity; ATP binding. The transcript has 29 exons. The coding region runs from base 1 to 3471 and encodes 1156 amino acids.
AUGGAGACGAAGCUUCCCAUGGACCCCCAACAUGCCCUGCUCAAUGAGGGGAAGGACGAUGAGAUGGAGAUAUUUGGCUACAAGACCCACGGCUUCCGGAGGGCCCUGUGCCUGGCUGGCUACGUCCUGUCCUGCGGAGGCCUCCUGCUUCUCUUCCACUGGAAACCCGACUGGGACGUCUGGGCCAACUGCCAGCCCUGCAGCUUGGAAGAGGCCGAUGUGCUGCUGCUCAGAACCACAGAUGAGAGCAAGAGAUACACUCGGAAGCGGGUGAUCUGCCUCGACUUCCGGGAUCUUUUGGGCUGUGAAGAAUCGGAUCAGGCCUUCAGCAAAGAAAAGCACUCAGUCCUACGGAAAGCCAUAAAGAUGCCUGACAUGAAAGGGAGAUAUAUCCAGGUACAAAAAAUACGCUAUAUCUGGGAUUUUUCUGAGAAAGAGUUUGCCCGAGUUGGGUCGCUUGAGGAUGGCAACACCUGCUACCAAGUUCAUCACCGAUUUGGAGAUGGGCUGGAAAGCAGGGAAAAGGCGCUCAGGAGCUCCGUCUGCGGUCCCAACGCCAUCGAGAUUGAAAUCCGCCCCGUCUGGAAGCUGCUCUUCAAAGAGAUCCUGAACCCCUUCUACGUCUUCCAAGCCUUCACCCUGAUCCUCUGGUACACCCAGGGCUACAUGGCGUAUUCCUCGGCCAUCAUCAUCCUCUCCGUCAUCUCCAUCGGACUCACCAUCUACGACCUCCGGCAGCAAUCCAUCAAGCUGCACAAUCUGGUGAAGGAGCACAACCAGGUGCAAGUCACAGUCUGGACGAAAGGCGAAGGUGGUUCCACCAUGGAGUCCCAUCACCUAGUCCCGGGGGACCUCCUUCUCCUGGAAGGCCAGCGGUUCUCCCUGCCCUGCGAUGCCAUCCUGCUGGAGGGAAGCUGCGUGAUCAACGAGGGGAUGCUCACGGGUGAGAGCGUUCCAGUCUCAAAGACCCCCCUGCCUCACUCCGACAACACCCUGCCCUGGAAGGUGUAUGGGAUGGGCGAUUAUCGGCGACACGUCCUCUUCUGUGGCACGGAGGUGAUCCAGACCAGACGGGCAGGACCAGGGCCUGUCCGGGCGGUUGUGCUGCAAACAGGGUUCAACACCGCCAAGGGGGAGCUGGUGAGGUCCAUCCUGUACCCAAAGCCAAUGAACUUCCGGCUCUACCAAGAAGCCUUCCAGUUCAUCGUGGGCCUGGCUGUGAUUGGGAUCCUGGGGAUGAUCUACGCCAUCUGUGUGUACGUGAUCCAGGAGCAAUCCUCCUCGGACACCGUGGCCAUGGCCCUCCUGCUGCUGACCGUCCCCGUCCCCCCGAUCAUCCCGGCAGCCCUGACCACCAGCAUCGUCUACGCCCAGCGGAGGUUGACCAAGAGGAAGAUUUUCUGCAUCAGUCCCCAGAGGAUCAACAUCUGUGGCCAGAUCAACCUGGUCUGCUUUGAUAAGACAGGCACCCUGACCGAGGAUGGGCUGGACCUCUGGGGAGCCCUUCCUUGCCAGAACCAGAGCUUCCAGAGCACGCACAGCUUCUUGGGGUCCCCCUUGCCCUGGGGGCCCCUCUGCAGAGCCAUGGCGAGCUGCCAUUCCCUCCUGCUGCUGGAGGGGAAGAUCCAGGGAGACCCGCUGGACCUGAAGAUGUUCGAAGGCACAAACUGGGAAAUGGAGGAGCACCAGCCGGACAAAAGCAGAACCAACUUCCCCGAAUCCUGCCUCCUUGUGAAGCCCGGAUCUGCUGCUCCCCCAGCCCCCGUGGAAGGGAUCCUAAUCCUGCAUCAGUUCCCCUUUUCGUCCUCCUUGCUGAGAAUGUCGGUCAUCACGCAGGAGCUGGGGAAGAGCGACUUCGAACUCUACAUGAAGGGAGCCCCGGAGACGGUGGCCGGCUUUUGUGAAGAGAGGACGGUUCCAACCAUCUUCCAAGCGGAGCUGAAACACUUCACAACUCAGGGCUUCCGAGUCAUCGGCCUGGCCCACAAGAAGCUUGAUCUUCCCCAAGGGGUGGUCUUCAGUGACCUGAAGAGGGAGGAGGUGGAAUCCGGCCUGACCUUCCUGGGCCUGCUGGUCAUGGAGAACCGCCUGAAAAGUGAGACCAAGCCUGUCCUGCAGGAGCUCAGCCAGGCCCGCAUCCGGAGCGUGAUGGUCACAGGCGACAACCUCCAGACAGCCAUCACUGUGGCCAGGAACUCUGGGAUGCUGCCGAGCACCAGCCAGGUGGUCCUGGUGGAUGCCCAGGAGCCGGAGGAUUCCUGCCCAGCAUCCGUGACUUGGCAGCUGGUGGAGGAGGAGGAGGAGGCGCCCUUAAUCAUGGGCAAAGACAAGUCUGAUUUUCAGGACCCCCAUAUUACCCUAGAGGACCCCGGUACAGAAGAGGGGGGCGACCGCUUCCACUUUGUCUUGAGUGGGGCGUCUUACCAGGUCCUGGUCAAGCACUUCAGCAGCCUGCUGCCCAAGGUACUUCUGAAUGGAACGAUCUUCGCCCGGAUGUCUCCAGCGCAGAAGUCCAGCCUCGUGGAAGAGUUUCAGAAACUCGAUUACUACGUUGCCAUGUGUGGAGAUGGAGCCAAUGACUGUGGGGCCCUGAAAAUGGCCCACGCCGGGAUCUCUCUUUCUGAGCAGGAGGCAUCGGUGGCUUCCCCCUUCACGUCCCAAAUCCCCAACAUUGAGUGUGUGCCAGCCCUGAUAAGGCAGGCCUGCGUCACUCAGUAUUGGCAGCUGGGAAUUACCAAUCUUCAGCAACUGCAGAUUCUGGGGAAUAACCAGUUCCUGAUCCAAGAUGUCUGCAUCACCCUUGUGGUUUGCCUCACAAUGAACCUGACCCACGCCUACCCCAAACUGGCCCCCUACCGGCCCCCCGGACGGCUGCUCUCUCCACCGCUGCUGCUGUCCGUCCUCUUCAACGUGGUCCUGAGCAUCCUGGUCCAGCUCUUCGGCUUCCUGUUCGUGAAGCAGCAGCCUUGGUACUGGCAGCUGCGUGGCCACUGGACAGACGAGGCCUCUCCUCCCUCUUUUCCAUCCCCAGAUAUUUUUUCGGGCAUGCUGUGCCUCCAGCUGUCUGUCGUCCUGUUCCUCUUCUUUGCUGACCUUGAGGGGGUCUACCAGAAGAUGGAGCUUCUCUGCACCCCAACCAUCUGGAGGGUCUACGUUCUGAUUAUGCUGCUGGUCACCUUUCUGGUCUCCUUCUUGGUGGAGGAUGGCAUCUUGCAGAACCGGCGCCUCUGGCUGCUGAUUAAGGCGCUCUGCCGGUUCCGCUCAUCCAGCCGCUACCGGGUGCUGCAGCGGCAGCUGGAAAGGGACGCCAUGUGGCCACCGCUGCACGGGCGAGACUUGGCGGACGACGGCAGCAACAGCCAGGCCUACCUCAACCCGGCCUAUGAGCCGGAGCAGCCCGCAAGCCGCCCGGGAAGCCGCCCCGGGACAGCCAGUCAUGACGGGGCGCAGCCGGAGGGGAGCGGCCGCUGA